AUGCCUUGUUCCACCAGGAUCAUGGAUUCUGCCAUAAAUGGCCACAUCCUGAUGCAGUGCACUAAUGAGCAUUGUGGAUUUAGAGCUAUCUUGGAUCCCACGUCUCUGUCUGGCCUGAUUUUCAGCAACUCCAUGGUUUGGUUGGUACUACCUCAGCAAACCCGCAACCAUUUAUUCAACUGGUCCAUCAGCGUCGCACUUUAUCUGCUCAAGGGACUGCUACUACUACUCGAGGAUCAGCAAGUCAUCAUGGAUGCUGACGCGUGUCCACCUGUCUCCUGGUUGGACAAGACCAGGAUGGUGUGGUUGUGA
Suillus subaureus is the source of this 312-nucleotide messenger RNA. RefSeq lists its product as uncharacterized. The transcript has 3 exons. Bases 1 to 312 code for a protein of 103 amino acids. The record is from RefSeq and is a predicted model, not a curated record. Lineage: Eukaryota; Fungi; Basidiomycota; Agaricomycetes; Boletales; Suillaceae.